UCACAGAGCAACACAAGUGGCCCACACCCAUUCAAGGGAGAGAGAGAAAAAAAACACAUUGCGCAUGGGUCUCCAACUUAACACUCCUGUCAACUUAACAGCAUAACAGUUGCACAAAUUCAUCACGGAAAGGGAGUUGAAGGAAAAGGUAUUGCUUGACUUGGACUUGUAUUGACUGUUCAUCUUGGAGGCACCAACAACAGCAGGUACAAUAAGCCCCUCGGCAUCGGAAGAGGCCUUCAGCCACAUGGAGUUCUGACAACAACUUCUGCACAUAUGACUGAAACAACCUCAGAUGCUUUUUUAGGAGUUCUGACAACAACUUCUGCACAUAUGACUGAAACAAUCUCAGACGCUUCUGUGGGAGUUCUGACAACAACUUCUGCACAUAUGACUGAAACAACCUCAGAUGCUUUUUUAGUGGGAGCCGCCAUCGUAAAAGGUGUAUCCUUUGAAGUCCUUUUCGGAGGAGUCAUUGUGGUGGUACUGGUGGUACUGGUGGUGGUACUGGUGCUGGUACUGUGCCUCAAAUGCAAGCAUAAGGGCACUUACCACACCAACGAGGCCGAGUGGGGUGAUUCUGAUUCUGUCGACACGUAUGGUGUUGCCUCUCAAAGCGAACUAGAGAUUUUGAACGAGGAAGAAUAGAAAGAAGUACACUUAAUUUGAAACAGGACUUUUUCCGAUUCUAAACCGGGGCCAGUUGUCAACUCAAGAUGCCAAAUAUUUUCUACGGAAUUGGUAAUGCCUAUGAUGGUCAUCUAAUUUCAAGGCAACAUUUAUAUGGGGCAUACGACCAUCUCAGCUCUGCAGAUUUUGCCACGAAGAGACAGAAUCGUUAGAUCAAUUAUUUUUGUAUUGCCCAGAUAUACACUAUAUAUACAAAAUUAUGUGGACACCCAUUAGUGAAUUUGGCUAUUUCAGCCACAUUACAGCUUUAUUUCCUUCAUCAAUCAAUAUACAGAAGCACUUUAAUAAACAAUUAAUAGUCAUUACAUGUGACUAACAUCAAGCGUACAAUUAGUACAGUAGUUAAAACAAUAUUAGAUUGUUGAGGUUUCGAAAAGAUGUAAAAACUAGAGAAAUUUUACAAUCCUUUUUGUUUUCGUUUAAAAAAAAUGUUUAUACCCAAAAGAUAGUACCUUGUUUGAAUUUCUAUUAUGAGGGUGUUGAGCGAGCUUAAUGUAUAAUAAUGUAUAAUAAUGUAUAGCAUUGCUGAAUGUAAUAUCUGUUUUCAAUUUUUUUCUAAAUUGACAUCCAGUAGUAAUCUGAGCUUGUAAAAUGAAAUCAAGGCACAGGCAUCUUUCCUAACGCCAAACAGGAUGUUUUUUUUUUUUUUUGGCCUGAAGGUACCAAUAACUGAGAAAAGGAAAUGCUACGGCAAGGACCAUAAGAACACAAAAAAAAUACUUUCAUGAAACUUGACAGACAUUUCACCUAUGACAAUACUGGGAACAAAACAGUCAAAGAAAUGUAAAUUCCCCUUCUAAUUCUCAGGCAAGUCUCUGUAACUAAUAUAUUACCAUGUGAUUAAAGAGAAGCGACCUUG
Messenger RNA from Oncorhynchus keta (chum salmon), 1549 nucleotides. RefSeq names its product cell adhesion molecule 1-like. The transcript is spliced from 7 exons. Bases 277 to 648 code for a protein of 123 amino acids. The record is from RefSeq and is a predicted model, not a curated record. NCBI's taxonomy places the organism in Eukaryota, Metazoa, Chordata, Actinopteri, Salmoniformes, Salmonidae.